GGAUAAAAAAAUUACCUAUUUACCGAAAAAUAAAAUAAAAUAAAUUAAACAACGAGAGAAUAGUCUCUAAACGGAAAGAUGUCUGGGUCUGGUAGCGGUCAUGAUCAGUCUACUGACAUAUUUUCAGCCGAAGGUCGUGUCUUUCAGGUGGAAUAUGCCUGCAAAGCGGUGGAUAACAGCAGCACGGCUGUAGCAGCGUGCUGUAUUGAUGGGGUCGUGCUUGCAGUAGAAAAAAUUCACUCAAGUCGCAUGCUUGAGAAUGGAUCGAAUAACCGUAUCCACGCCAUUGAUCGCCAUUGUGGUGUAUGCAUCUGCGGAAUGCUUCCAGAUGGCAGGGCGAUCGUUUCCCGCGCCCGUGAGGAAGCCGAGAACAGCCGUGAUGUGUUUGCGGUCCCGAUUUUGGGAUCUGUAUUCGCCAACCGCAUUGGCAAUUUUAUGCAUGCCUACACGACACAUUUCUACUAUCGUCCGUUUGGAUGUUCCGCGAUUAUCGCUUCGUACACGGAUGACGGGCCGCAGUUGUACGUGAGCGAUCCAAGCGGCACUGUAGCUGGAUACUAUGGGAUUGCACUUGGAAAAGCUAAAACUAUCGCCAAAACAGAGCUAGAAAAGCUGGAUUAUUCGGCCCUAACUUGUGAGGAGGCAGUUGAGAAGCUCACGAGAAUACUCCACAGCGUGCACGAUGCACAAAAGGAUAGGGUAUACGAAAUAGAGGUGGCAUGGAUAUGCGAUAAGUCAAAUCGUAAAUUUGAGCACGUACACCCGGAUUUGAUUCCACAGAUGCCUGAGCAGUGAACUCUUUCUGAUUGAAUCGAUAUGCAUAUUUAUUUAAUAACCUCUUUUUAGCUUUUUUUUCAGUGCGCGCAUAUCUGCGUGAGAAGGGGAUGGACCUGGAGUGGGCGCAAGCAAGUAAAGGGUAAAAAAAAUGCAAGACACUAGAAAGGAUCACUUUAAGAGCGAAUUGAUCGUAUAUCAAUUCAUUGAAGUCGGAAGCAAAGGAAAUUUAGUAUUGAAAAUUUUAAAUAACAUUGCCCUUGUGCUUUAGAGAAGCUGAAUAUAGGUUGAUAGGGAGU
Phytomonas sp. EM1 is the source of this 1073-nucleotide messenger RNA. The record is from the annotation of a GenBank genome assembly. Lineage: Eukaryota; Euglenozoa; Kinetoplastea; Trypanosomatida; Trypanosomatidae.